CUCGCUCCUCCCAUUCUUUCCCCCCCCCCCUUCUCCCAAUUCUUUUUCCUUCGACCGUUCCGCCUACUUCAAAUACUUCCCUCAUUCAUUCUUCAGCUUCAUUUUUACCACUUUCCUCCCUUUUUUCCCUCCUCAAUUCAAUUAUCCCGUGGCCAUCCGUCACUGUUGUGUCCCUUUUGGCUCUUGACCUCUCAUUUUUCUUUUUUGCUCCUUUCUCAACACUUUUCCCAAUUUUCCUUUUUAGCUUCCCCUCACAAAAAUAUAAUAAUGUUAGCUUCUUUUUUUAUAACCAAAAAAAUCCAGAGAAUAACUUUUGGCUUAUUUAUAUUCCUUUUUUUGAUUAACAACUUCCAUAAAUUCUUUUUCUAUUUUUUCACCUUUCUUGACAUAUUUUUACCCCCUUUUUCUGAUACUCAUUGGCCGUUUGGUGCCGUUAAUGUUUGUGGCGCUUCUUCCCUUUCCUGCAUGAAGGAAAUUAAUUUGCAAUGGUGCCUAUUGCUGACACCCCGUAAUUGA
This is a messenger RNA of Meloidogyne enterolobii, 516 nucleotides long. NCBI's taxonomy places the organism in Eukaryota, Metazoa, Nematoda, Chromadorea, Rhabditida, Meloidogynidae. The record is from the annotation of a GenBank genome assembly.